Molecule: messenger RNA, 447 nt
Organism: Schistocerca nitens (vagrant locust)
Lineage: Eukaryota; Metazoa; Arthropoda; Insecta; Orthoptera; Acrididae
Product: trypsin Blo t 3-like
Exons: 2
Coding region: 1-447 (148 amino acids)
Biological process (GO): proteolysis
Molecular function (GO): serine-type endopeptidase activity
Source: RefSeq, a predicted model, not a curated record
AUGCCGACGACAGCGCUCCGGGAACAGUUCGUGAGUGCAGAUUGUUUCGUGAACGGCUCGUACGCACUGGGUCCUAACGUGCAGGCAGUCAACCUGCCGGAGCAAGGCUACGACCCACCAGAGGGACUGCCAGUGACGAUCACUGGCUGGGGUAACAACAUCUCUAACGGCAGCUUGUCCAGUGUUCUACAGAAGGUGGACGUCAACAUCGUAGACCGUGCCCUCUGCCGGGCGUCCUACGUGACCGUAGAAGUGACAACGAACAUGGUGUGCGCUGAAGAGCUGCUGAGGGGCGCUUGCUUUGGCGACUUUGGCGGACCGCUGGUCAGUGGCAGCACGCAGGUUGGCGUCUUGUCCUGGACGCUCUACCCGUGCGAGCUUGGCCUCGACGUCUACGCCAACGUCGGCAAUCUCAGGUCCUGGAUCAACGAGGACUCAGGAGUCUGA